AUGGUGGGAAUCAAAUACAGGAAAAACUUUUGUGACAAGAUGCUCCGUCGUACACAGCAACGUGCGAUCUCUCAGUACAAAUUUGGUCAGCCGUCACUGACGAGGGCAUUCGGCCCCGUGCCGCGCGAACGUCAGGUGGCGCAGGCAGGGAAAUUUAUGUCCACAAAACUUCCGAACGGUGUUCGUGUGGUAUCACAUGAUUUGGACGGCGCUCAUAGCGUCGUGGGUGUCUACGUGGAGGCGGGUCCAAAGUACGACCCGCUGGGCUGCCCUGGACUGAGCCACGUGAUGCGUUACGCCAUUCAGACGUCCAACAUGGAUAGUUCUCUGUUCCAAGUGGACCGUACGAUGCGGUCAACAGGCAAUGCCUACGGCCAUGGCGAGAUCUGCAAGCGAUAUAUACAUUGGAAGACGGAGGGACGACGUGACAUGUGGGAAAAACCCUUUGCAAUGAUCGCCACAGGGGUAGUGGCGCCUCGCUUCCAUGAGAGUGAUUUGGAGCGCUUCCGAGACACGAUGGACAACCAACGUGAGGAGCUGCGUUGGCAAAACCCACGUGAAUACUGUGUGGACGCCCUCGAAACGGUGGCGUUCUUUAAGGAGCCACUCGCAUCCCCUCGCAUGGUGCCACCGGAAUCAAAUGACCGCUGCAACCAGAAGGUACUCUUGGACCACUGGGCAGCAUACUUCCAGCCUGGUAACAUCACUGUAGCGGCCGUAAACAUUCCGCAUGACGCGCUAUUGGCGGCGUACACAUCAUUGCCGUAUCCACAUUCCGCUGAAGCCCCGCAUCACGCAAGGUCCCGUCCACCAACCCUUUCGCACGCGAGUGAGUCCGCGCAAUUCUAUCCUGGCCGUCAAUAUAUCGUAUAUGAGGACCGUGCCAAGAACAUGGGCACGGUACCGGACAUGAAAGAGGAGGUUAUUGCCGCCUUGGGUGCUCCAACGUUUGGACGCGAUGAAGAUGUAAAGAAGUAUGCAACGGCGCUUGUGGCACGAGAGGUGUAUCAGGCUUCCAUUGAGAGUGUCAUGCCGGCAGCCCUCACCACAUCCCAUGGUGUGCAGUCAUUCUACCGUCCAUAUUCAUCCGCCGGCCUUAUCGGCAUCACGAUCCGUGGGGCACCAAAGGAAAUUGCAGGUUUUCUAGAUGCUGCAAGAGGAUGUUUUCCAAUUAAAGUGAAGGACGACGAAGUUGCCGCCGGACGUGCUCGUGCCGCCAUGGCCUUUACAAGAAAUCACCUGGAUAUGGUGCGUGAUUACUGCGACUUUAUUGCCACUUUAAGCGUCACACCGCAACAGCUGAUGGAAGCCAUUGGAGCGGUUUCAGCCGGUGAAGUGGACGCGGCUUUAAGGACCCUAAGCGCUGUGCCGCCCGCUGUCUUUGUCACUGGUUCCACCUUCACAUUCCCGAAGGUGCCAAGUCUCAAAAAAUAG
Molecule: messenger RNA, 1434 nt
Organism: Trypanosoma cruzi
Lineage: Eukaryota; Euglenozoa; Kinetoplastea; Trypanosomatida; Trypanosomatidae
Product: mitochondrial processing peptidase alpha subunit, putative
Exons: 1
Coding region: 1-1434 (477 amino acids)
Cellular component (GO): mitochondrion
Molecular function (GO): metal ion binding
Source: RefSeq, a predicted model, not a curated record